AUGAAACUCUCUGCCCUUUCCGCGCUCUUCGGCGCAACUCUGGUCGCCUCACAACAUGCGCCUGCUUCCAACGACACAACUCUCCCCAAAAACUGGGCCGUCGCACUCUUCCCCUCCUUCGACCCCAUCGACGUCUUCGGCACCCUCGACCCCCUCUACUACCUCGCCUUCAGCCGCCAACUCAACCUCGCGCUGAUCUCCGAAACGCUGGAUCCAGUAUGGGUCCAACCACCCACUCCCUCGCAGAACCACCAGAAUAGCAAUUUUUGGUACAGCGUAAGCAUUGCUCCUCCCCCAGCUGGUCUUGAGCUGGUCUCAACAUUUGCUUUGUGA
Parastagonospora nodorum SN15 is the source of this 333-nucleotide messenger RNA. RefSeq lists its product as hypothetical. The record is from RefSeq and is a predicted model, not a curated record. The transcript is spliced from 2 exons. Bases 1 to 333 code for a protein of 110 amino acids. NCBI's taxonomy places the organism in Eukaryota, Fungi, Ascomycota, Dothideomycetes, Pleosporales, Phaeosphaeriaceae.